This is a messenger RNA of Penaeus monodon (black tiger shrimp), 6405 nucleotides long. RefSeq lists its product as uncharacterized. The record is from RefSeq and is a predicted model, not a curated record. The transcript has 12 exons. The coding region runs from base 188 to 1570 and encodes 460 amino acids. NCBI's taxonomy places the organism in Eukaryota, Metazoa, Arthropoda, Malacostraca, Decapoda, Penaeidae.
CUAGCAAGCAAUGGCAGAGGUGUGUUUGGUGGCAGACGAGCGUUGAAUGAAAAACAAAUCUUUAUGUAGCAGUUUUGGCGUCUAGGAGGACUAACAGAUUAUGAUGACCAGUGUGAAAUUUUCACAUCCAGGUGGUGAUGGCAGAUGUGAUUCAGUUUAGCAGAGAGGAUCUUUUUACUACAAGAAAAUGAUUGCAUCAGAUCAGCUGUCAGGGAGAGUGCAAAAGACCUCGGCAGGGUACUCAUAUAGACGUGUGCCAGUUGCCAGAUCUCCCACCAGAAGGUUGGAUGCUCUGAAAGAAAAACAUCAGAUGUUACUGGAGUCCAUGAGAAAGCAAUUUAACAUGGAAGUGAGUGUGGAUAGAAGAGAAACAGAGCAUCUUGGAGAGGAAUCAAUGAAAAUUGCCAAGAAGCAGAUAACUUCUGCCAGUAGUUGCAAACCCUUAUCCCCUGAACCAAGAAGUGAAGCCCAAGAUGCCAACAAGAGAGAGAGCAAAAGCAGCAGUGAAAUCCAGUUAGACUGUUAUGUCAAGCUCAUCCCACUGAGAAGUAGUCCACGAAGAAAUGCAAAAAGUACAAAGAAAGGGGAACGAGUAUUGGCAACAGAGACAGUCCACCUAGAUGUACCAAACACCUCUCCACAGUACAAGAAAAUGGCAGAUGUAGACCAGGUUUCAAACAGAUUACCAAAUGUCUCUGCAGGGAAUCCACAUAGACGAGUGUUAGUUCCCAGGUCUGCCACCAGAAAGCCAGGGGCUCAGAAAGACAAACAGAAGUUAUCAGAAUCAAAGUCUGUUGAUAGUAGAGAGACAUCCAAAGAGGGUCAUAGGGAGAAAGCAGUGAAAAUUGAGCAAAAGCAAUUAACUUCAUCCAGAACUUGCAAACCCAUUGCCAGUGGAUUUAGAACUGAAGCCCAAGAAAUCAACAAAACAAGAAGAAACGUAAAAGCUGCUGGAAAGAAGGAACAAGCUGUGCCAACAAGUACAGUGAAGCAGGAUAUACCAAAUGCCCCUGCACAGUGCAAGAGAGUGGCUGUUGCAGAGCUUCCAAAGGUUCAAAAUGCAUCAAGAGGACAGAUGUAUCGUCAGUGGCCUAAAACUGUAAAUUCUCUAACAACAACACAUCAUGUGAAAGAAAAGCGAAACAUUCUCAAAUCUGUGAGGGAGCAAUUUAACAUGAAACAACCAAACAAUGCUCAGGUAGAAGAGCCUGAUAAGCUGGGCACUUGCAAUGGAAAUAUAUUUAAGAUUCUAGAGUCCAUGAGAGAACAGUUCAAUGGGGAAAUGCCUAUGAAUAAGGACGUAGCAAGAAAAGAGACAGACAGAAAUAGUACUAGUGAAGGGCACUUGCCCAAGGAUAGCAGGUCUCAUUCAUGUCAGAAAGUCCCUCCAUUGUUAAAGCAAGGAAGCCAGGGCGUAACGAGUAUUAGCCCCAACAGUUCCGUUAAGAUGAGCAACAAGAGGAACAUUAUUGGUGAAAGAAAAGGGGGACCUGAGUAUCCAACAAUAGCAAGAAAGACAUCACAAACAGAGAGAAGAAAGAGGCAUUGCAAGGAAACAGCAAUCAUAUAGGCAGGAUGCUCCUUUACUGCAUAAAGCUGAGAUAAAACAACAACAGUAGCAGACACUGGGGGAUUCCUUGUGAAGGAAGGUUGCUGGACAUGCUUAUCAUGUAGCAUUGAAGGUCUUGGUCCAAAAUGUUUAUUAAGUAUUUUUAUUUUAGAAAUCUCCUUUUGCCAGAGGAAGGUGAUAUAGUCUGAUAUUUAUGGGUUAGUUUGUGGUUUGUCAGUAGGAUUAAAAUUCAAAGUUACUGACAUUGUGAAGGAAAUUUAUGGGUGAGUUGUCCAUUGCCCAAGGGACAGUCAGUUUGAUGAUGAACUGUAGGGUGAAAUCAAAAGAUUAAUGGACAGUAAAAUGCUUUAUAGAACAUGAACCUGCCAAGAAUUUUUUCUUAUAAAACAUGGUAGAUUUAUGUGUUGUUUGCUGGAUAUUUUUAUAAUAGGUAAGGUUACAAUCCAAGUAUUUCUAGUUUUAUACAGUAUAAUUGUUUUUUUGUCUUUCUGUAUUUUUGAUAGGACUUGAUAUACAAAUUAUCAAACCUGUUUGUCUUAUAGGAUUUGAUGUCAAGACAAAAAUUCCCUGAAGUUUGACAAAAACUGAUAUCCAUCUUGCCAAAAGUUAUGAACUAUAAAUGGAAUUUGAUAUGAAAAGUAACUGCUCUUAAUUAUGGGAAAUACAUGACAUGCUAAAAAUGUGUAAAGUGAUAAGAUUAAAAAAUUAAAAGACACUCAUGAUAAAUUCUGCUAUUUUUUCAUGUUACGCAGACAAUAGGACAACACAAAUGUAAAGCAUAGUUUCAAAGUUCUUUAACCCAUUUCUGCCAGGAACAUGUAAUAUCCAUUAAAGUUGUGUUUUGCAAAGCAUUUUUAUAUGUAGAUGGCUUCAUAAGUCCACAGUCACCAAGAAUAGCAGCCUCAGAAUAGUGGCCUCACCUGAUUUCACCUUUCCUUACCCCCAUCCCCCCCACCCAUACCUGUCAUGGGGGGGGGUUAAGAGAUGGAAACUGAGGCCCAGUGCUGGGGAUCACCCCUUCCUUGGGCCUUAGCCCUCAACUCAACUAGUUUGCACAAUCUUCUCUUCUUCCCUUUUCCUUUUCCUUCUCAUCUCUAUCCCCUUCUACUGUCCACUUCCUGUGUUGUUGAAAGGAUGAAAGGCUUACUCUGUGCCAGUCAUGAAUGGCCUAGGUGAGCCAUGGGCACAGUAUUCCCCUGUUUAUUUAUCUAGCCCUUACCCCUCAAAUGGAACCUCAGGGAUAGACAGUUUCUCUGCCCAACAUAUUCCAGGCUUACCAUGGCCAGUAAUGAAGAUUUUGUACCUUUAUUAGGGGCAUUGAGGCUUUCCCCUUUAUCAACUAGCCCCACUGAUCUUAAUUCCCAUGGUUCCCUGAUUACAGGCUCUCCUUUGACCAUGACUCUGAGCACUAUUACUAUCCCCUCGUCAGUACCUACUGUCCACAGUAUUACAUCACUCAACACCACUCACUCUUCCACAAGACCCGUCCAUCUACUACCCCCACACCUACAAACCUUAUGAGUACUCUGCUGAGCUCAGCCAAAUGCAAGAAUUUUUUUGUGAUUUCCUGUACAGCCUCUUCCUCUUACAACACUCUUCUCUUCCAGCAAUGCCUCCAAAAACAAGCAAAAAAGUUUCCUUAUGCAGCUGAAUCCCAAUCUGAAGCAUUAUCUACUCUAACUAACUUCACUGUCAAACCCAUUCAUGCACAUUCCUCUCUCAAUACUUGUACCAGAACUGUCUCCAUCUCCCUGGCAGACAACCCUGUCUAUGGCAAGAAUUGGUCAGACUGGGAAGAAGACUUACUCUCCUGCUCUGUUGGCUAUGGUGCAGUAUCAGUACAAUGCUACAUUAUUCCCCCUAGAGGCUGCUGUAAGUUCUCAAUCAUUAUUGCCAAGAUUACUUUCCAUAAACAUGACCUUCCCAUGAUGUUUGUGUUGGCAGAGAGUCCCUCCUUGUCCGACCAUAUCAACUCCCCUCCACAACUUUAUACCUUCUGUGUGCCCAACCUGGUCAUGAUUGAUCAAACUGCUCUGCACAAUCAUGCAUAUGUGUCAAUUGUGGUGACUCCCACAUGUAUUUUAUAGAGAUUGCCCUAUCUACAAAUUUGAGUCUUCAGCUUCAAACUUUGCCUCACUUUACAUGAGGCCAGACAGGAAGUGCGCAAAUGAGGUUUUUCUUGUAUUCUCUACUUUAGUGCUGUCUUUCGAUCCACCCCUUGUAGUGAACCUCUACUGAAGGUGAGGUUCCAGGUGAAGCUUUUAACAAUGGUAGCAUGGUCCAGUAGAAAGAUUGUUUCUGCUCUUACAUUUAUUCACUGGUCACAAGUCACAGACAACACAAAUGCAUGAAUACAAUUAAUUAUGCUUAUUACAUGACCAGUCUUGACUUCUCUGUUGCUCUGACCCUGCAUCACUGACACUGACACCACUGACUCUCCUCCACUCUCUAUUUCUGAAAGUGAGCACCAGGUUUUUAUAUAUAAUUGGGAGCUGCGGCUACCUCCCCUACUUACCUACUGACCUACGCAGACCUGCUGAUGUCAGUUGUCAGUGAGGGCUAUCAGUCAUCUGUCAUUAAUCCUAAACAAGAGGUCAAGCAAACGUCAACCUUCAGUGAGGUCCAGGUAUCUUCAUAAGACAUUUACACCCCUAAAUGUUCCACCCCAUCGUCUCCUGCCAUUUCUUCUCCUACAUCAGCCGCUUCCUUUGCCCCUCAAACGUUUGUCCCCUCUUCUCCCCCUCAUAAGAAAACCUUUGUUUCCCAGACUUCCCAACCUACUCCACUUCAGAAACUCCCAAGGACAUUCAAAACCAUCUUGUCAUCACCCAGAAUAACAUGACUACAUCUCAUCCCUCCCCCAGUCUCACUGCUCCCAUUCUCUCCACACUCAAAGUGACUGCUGACAUCCAUCCUUAAUCCAUUAACCAUUAACUUUUCUUUGAAUAAUCAUUUGAUUUUUUUAAUAUUAUUAUUAUUGUCAUUAUGAUUAUUAUAAAGUUAUUAACAGUACCAAUAGCAGUAUUAGAUUUUAAAAAAUAUAUAUAUUUCCAAAAAUCAAGGAAAAGGGAUGACAGGUGAGAUAGGUACAACCAAUAAUUGACUCCUUGAUGACUUGUCCUUUUGUAGAAUCAUCCACGUGUAAACACUAUCGAUAAAUUAAACUCAUAGUGGGUAUAAUAUCUACAUACAGCAAGUACAUCAACUGCAACUUAAUCAUUGCACACAAGAAUAUACACAAGACUGUAUUUUUUUGCAGCAUUUAAUAGUUUUGAUGUUUAUUGACUUUCUUUUACUUAAGACAUUAUUAAAACAUUUUUUAUGUAACCAUUAGCACUAGUUUUGACUGACUUUAUAUCGUGAUUAAAUCAUGAUAAAUGUAACGACAAAUAAGAAUUGCUGUUGGACUAUAUACCCAGAUCUUUUCUACUGUCUUUCCUCCUCUCAGAAAAAUAACCUCUCUCUCUGUCUUUUUUUUUUCCGUUAGAUAAGAUGUGAUCCCAUAGGUGAGUAAAAAUGUCUUGCUUUAUAUUGGUUUGUGGCACUGAUUUUAAAUAAUCAGAUUAUUGACAUAUCUUUAAAAAAAAGGGAAUAAAAAACUGAUGGGUGAGUUGCCAGUUCCUGUUUAUACAAUUAAAGGUGAUUGAAAGUCAUAGGGAAUCAAGACAUCUUCACCUCAGGUAACUACAUGCCAUCCCUGGUGGCAGUGGGUUAAAUAUUACUAAAACUAAAAAAGUAAGUUGAGAAAAUCCUCCCUAAACUACAGAGAAAGACAUUAAGAAAGGUGAAAUUUCUUUUCUUUUAUUUCCUUGUGAUUCACAAGAUGUACUUAUUUGCUUGUGUGAUGAUGUAAUGUGGAUUUGUCUCGUGUGGUACACUUUUGUAAUUUUAAGAUUUUAACUGCAUUUUAUAGAGACACCUUUCUCCUGAUGAUCUGGUGCUUAUCAAUUUCCUUUAACCAUGAUGUUGCCAAUGCUUAAAUUUGCACUUUGACAUUCCAGUAAUGUAAAUCUUGUACCUAAAUAGCAAUAUAUUUUUCUUACCCAUUCAGGCAGUAUGUACCUGUUUUACAGUAGUUAGCGGAUUGCAGUUUACUGGAUUUUUUAUUGAUCCAGCCAUAUUCCGUCUACUUGUGUAAUUAUGUGAAAGUUUCGAUAUGCUGUUAAAAUGUAUUAACAAACAUAUGGGUUAUGAGACAAAAAAUAUAUGUAUGUUUGUGGUAACACUUGCUCACAAAAUUAGUUUUUUAAGUAUAUUUUUUUAUGAGGGAUCAUGAAAAAGGGACUAAUAAAUGUCAUUUCUUUGCACUUUUCUGAACCCAUUUUUUACAGGAAAUGUUUUGCACUGGGGUGAUAGUUCUUUGAACCUUUCUGUAUAUUUUGUCAGCAUGGAAUGUUUCUCCCAAAUGAAAACAUUUAGAAUCAUUGGAAAAUUUAGUUUUUGAAAAUCUUAGAGCCAUUAUAGGUAUGUUUGGAAAACUAUAAACACAUAUAUGUUUUGAGGGAGCUUGGUUUUCUGCCAAUUCUAAAUGGAAAAAAAAAAAUUACUUGUGAUAUGUAGUUGCCUUAUCUUUGGAAAUGGUUACGAGUGUCUUACACAUUCUCAAAAUUGUUGUGCAUUAAAUGUUGUUUUGGUUAUGUCUAUGCAAGUAUGUACUUUUUUUUUUUUUUUUACAUCAGCGGAGCCGUUGAUGGCUAGAAAUCUUAGAUGCUUUUCUUUAUUGGGAAAUUCUUAUGUGUAAGAAAAGAAAAUUUAUUCAAAAAUAUUUUUUAUUGUAUAGUAAAUGCAAAUUUUGGCAUUUUUAUAUCUUUUCAAACUGUAUUUUAAAUCUCUAU